AUGGUGUCUAAAGUGACUGUCACCAGCGCCCGCAGGGCAACGAGGACGACGUGGCUGCUGGUGCUCGUGAGUCUGUCUGUGAGCAUCUGUGUUUGCAGAGCAUCUUCACCUCAGGAGGAGGAGGACAGUGCCAUGGAGAACAUCGUUACGGAGAAAAAAGCCGAGGAGAGCCACCGGCAGGACAGCGUGGACCUGCUCAUCUUCAUCAUGCUCCUCACCCUCACCAUCCUGACCAUCUGGUUGUUUAAGCACCGGCGAUUUAGGUUCCUGCACGAAACUGGACUGGCGAUGAUUUAUGGCGUUCUCGUCGGCGUGGUCCUGCGCUACGGCAUCCACGUUCCGCGGGACAUCAGCAACGUGACGAUGAGCUGCCACGUUAACGCCAGCCCCGCCACCCUGCUGGUCAACGUCAGCGGCAAGUUCUACGAGUACACUCUGAAAGGAGAGAUCGGCGCCAACGAGGUCAACGACAUACAAGACAACGAGAUGCUGCGGAAGGUGACGUUUGACCCCGAAGUGUUCUUCAACAUUCUCCUCCCACCGAUCAUCUUCCACGCCGGCUACAGCUUGAAGAGGAGACACUUCUUCCGUAACAUGGGUUCCAUCCUGGCUUAUGCCUUCAUGGGGACAGUGGUCUCCUGCUUCGUUAUCGGGCUGCUGAUGUACGGCUGUGUGUUGCUAAUGAAGCAGGUGGGACAGCUGGCCGAAGACUUCUUCUUCACGGACUGUCUGUUCUUUGGGGCCAUCGUCUCGGCCACGGACCCCGUGACGGUCCUGGCCAUCUUCAACGAGCUGCACGUGGACGUGGAUCUGUACGCUCUGCUGUUCGGAGAGAGCGUGCUCAACGACGCGGUGGCCCUGGUCCUGUCCUCGUCUAUAGUAGCCUACCAGCCACAAGGGGACAACAGCCACACGUUUGAGGUCACGGCGGUGCUGAAGUCUUUCGGGAUGUUCCUCGGGGUUUUCAGCGGCUCCUUCGCUCUGGGAGUGGCCACCGGGGUCGUCACCGCUCUCGUGACCAAGUUCACCAAGCUGAGGGACUUCCCGCUGCUGGAGACGGCUCUGUUCUUCCUCAUGUCGUGGAGCACGUUCCUGCUGGCUGAAGCCUGUGGCUUCACAGGUGUGGUCGCUGUGCUGUUCUGUGGCAUCACUCAGGCUCAUUACACCUUCAACAACCUGUCUCCUGAUUCCCAAGACAGGACCAAACAGCUGUUUGAGCUGCUAAAUUUCCUGGCAGAGAACUUCAUUUUCUCCUACAUGGGUCUGACCCUCUUCACCUUCCAGAGCCACGUCUUUAAUCCCAUGUUCAUCGUUGGAGCGUUUCUGGCAGUGUUCCUGGGAAGAGCAGCGAACAUCUACCCUCUCUCGUUCCUUCUUAACUUUGGACGACGCAACAAGAUCAAAUCCAACUUCCAGCACAUGAUGAUGUUCGCCGGACUGCGAGGCGCGAUGACCUUUGCCCUGUCCAUCAGGGACACGGCGACGUACGCCCGUCAGAUGAUGUUUUCCACCACCCUGCUGGUGGUCUUCUUCACAGUUUGGGUUUGUGGGGGCGGCACCACCCAGAUGUUGUCCUGCCAGAAUAUUCGCGUGGGAGUGGACUCUGAUCAAGAUAACUCUGUCAGUAUCACCGAUGGCUCAGAGAGAAGAAGCACCAAACACGAAAGUGCCUGGCUUUUCAGAAUUUGGUACAACUUUGACCACAACUACCUGAAGCCCAUCCUGACUCACAGCGGCCCCCCUCUCACGGCCACGCUGCCACCCUGCUGCGCCCCCUUCGCCCGCUUCCUCACCAGCCCCCAGGCCUACGAGAACGAGUGCCAGUUGAAGGACGACGACUCCGACCUCAUCCUGACGGACGGCGACAUCAACCUGGCCUACGGCGACAUCACCGUCAGCACGGACGCGUCGGGCUCCCACGCCAGCGGCGGCGCGGCCGGCGGCGGCGGCGCCUCCGACGACCCGGACCGAGAGUUGACGUACGGCGACAACGAGCUGGUGAUGAGGGGCACGCGCCUGGUGCUGCCCAUGGACGACUCCGACCCGCCCUUCACCGACCCCCACCACCGCUUGAGGAUGUGAAGACGGUCUUUCGAAAAACCGCCGUCCGACUCUGACCGACCCGUCGAGCGAGCGACCAGUACCUGACACUCCCUCUUUUGCUCCUCCUCCUUUUUCCCCCCUUUUACUCUUGCCUCACUCCUCUCCUCCUCCACACACAUUUGCUCUCCUUCGCUCACUUGCUCUAGUGGCACGUCACCGUCUCUACCUCAUUCUCGCUCUGCUCGUCUCCACCUCUCGCCAUAACUGUAAUAUAGUCUUUAUUUAUUUGCGGCGUUUUAUUGCUUGAAAUUUAAUAUCACGUUGUCCUCGUUUCGCUUCGAGCCGCGUUUCAGUCACCUCUCAGUAGCAUCGCACAGAGAUCUAGCAGCAUGUGAUAGUAGGUUAAUGCAAGUACCGAUAUAUGACGAGAGUACUUUAACUUUGAUAUGCAUGCCGAGGAUGCUUGCUGUUUUCCUUCUUAUGGGAGGUCGAGGGCUUUUUGUGUUUUUGGGUCCGACCUUGAACGUCGCUGCCUUCUCUCUGUGCGCAUCAAAGGCGCGCCGACCCAGCGGACGACUUUACUCUACGUUUUGUUACAAUCAAGUGCCUGGGAAUUGUAGUUUUAAGCCUGGCAACGCAUAUUGGAUCCACACGUGGAAGCAAAGCCAGUUGGUGAUGCGCUGCAGUUUUUCUUUGCAAAAAAAAGAACCAAAAAAAAUGUGUAUAUAAAAAAAACUAAACAGACACGUCCGUCCAUAAGGUAACCCUAAGCUCAGUGGGUGUUUGUGCUAUUUGCCUGUAAAUAUUGUGUAACUAUGUGAUGCCACUGAGGCAGUGGAAGAUGCUGAUCCCUCCCAAUGACCUUUGACUGUGACAUAGAGAGGGACUUUACACCGUAUUUCAUUUGCUCACAGCUGAGCGAAGGGUUGUUGUUGUUGUUCCCAAAACGAGAUCCAAAGGAGUUCUGACAGAAGGAGAUGAAUCAUUUGUGUCUUGCAUCGUGACAUUUUUUGAAAAAUGAAUGCAGGCUACCUUACAGUGCUUUGCGUUAUUUUUGCAACAGAGCUAGAGAACAUAGAGCUGAGUCACACAUUUGUCUCUACAUCUUUAGCUUUAAACAUAUAUAUUUUUUUUAUUAAAGAUGUAAUCAUUAAAUUCACUUUAAGUAAACAUUUGGCAAACCAAAAUCCUAUAUUUAUGAUUCUAUUCGGGCUGCAACAAAUUCUAAUGAAACCGAAUCGUUUAACAAUAAAAUAUCAGUGGAUAACAAACUUUAAUCAAUUCCUUGCUGUUGGGCGCAGAAUGGUUGUAGACAUGCUGGAUGUUUUUAUCUGUUGGUUGAAUACAGAGUGGAUGCAAGAGGAGGAUGAUGAUGAUGGGGGUGAAAGAAAUAGACAAUUAAAGUGUGAGCGGGAGAACACGUGUUUGUGUGUUUGCACGAUACAGAUGUGGAAGGAAGAGCAGGCUUUCAGAUAUCUCUUUUCCUGCUGUGCAGGAACCUGUUAUUUGAAGUAUUUUUUUAAUCAGAACACAUUGUCAAGGAAGUGAUUUUCUUUUCUUUUCUACCAUUUAUACUUUUUGUGUGUUCCAAAUAUUUACAUUUUAUUUUGUGGAAGGGAAAAAGUGAAGUAAAAAAAAAACAUUGAAAAGUGAAUAGUCGGCACUCAUCCAUUUAAAAUGUCGAGACGUCGGAGAGUCGUCCUAUUCUGCUGUUCCAUCUCAUGAAUUCACCAUUCGGUACCCCCGUGCGUGUGUUUGAAUGCUGUUGCCAUGACGCCUACAUUGCGUUGCUCAUUCAUCUCUGUCUGUUGUUGGCGAGAAAAAAAAAAAUCAAAAGCAGAAUCGUGUGCCGCUGUUCUUCAACUGACACUUGAAAUAAUGUGAAAUUUGCAAAAAGCUGAUGUAGGUUUUGUGUGUUUGACUAAUACUCAUUUUUUAUUUUUGUUUCUCUGGGCUUUGAUCAUUGGAGAUCCAGUCAGAAGUAGCUGAGCAAAGAGGCCUGCUGUGCUUUGUGUUUUCAUCCAUCGUUAUACUGCUGUGUGUGUGUGUGUUUGUGUGUGUGUGUGUGUGCGAGAGAGAGAGAGAGAGAGACAGACAGAGGGAGUGAGAUGUUGUGUUCUUUUUCUCUCUUCCGGUCUUUGACUGUUUAUAUCUGUGUAAAUAUACUCUCACCUGUUCAUGCGCGCAACACGGUCAAUAAACAGAAGCCUGUGCUGUUUUUGAUUCAA
This is a messenger RNA of Gasterosteus aculeatus aculeatus (three-spined stickleback), 4271 nucleotides long. It is a transcript of the gene slc9a6a, whose product is annotated as solute carrier family 9 member A6a. Lineage: Eukaryota; Metazoa; Chordata; Actinopteri; Perciformes; Gasterosteidae. Gene Ontology annotation, molecular function: potassium:proton antiporter activity; sodium:proton antiporter activity. The record is from RefSeq and is a predicted model, not a curated record. Gene Ontology annotation, cellular component: recycling endosome; plasma membrane. Gene Ontology annotation, biological process: potassium ion transmembrane transport; sodium ion import across plasma membrane; proton transmembrane transport.